Durotheca rogersii is the source of this 2739-nucleotide messenger RNA. Its product is annotated as carbohydrate-binding module family 1 protein. Gene Ontology annotation, cellular component: extracellular region. The record is from RefSeq and is a predicted model, not a curated record. Lineage: Eukaryota; Fungi; Ascomycota; Sordariomycetes; Xylariales; Xylariaceae. The transcript has 12 exons. Bases 186 to 2726 code for a protein of 846 amino acids. Gene Ontology annotation, biological process: carbohydrate metabolic process. Gene Ontology annotation, molecular function: cellulose binding; oxidoreductase activity, acting on CH-OH group of donors; flavin adenine dinucleotide binding.
CCCACCAGGGUCUUCUUUUUCUAGAUGCCUGUCCGGAAUGACUUUCCGCGAGCCCAAAUGUGCUCGUCAGCCUCAAGAUGUACUCGUAUUUAAACGCGGUGCUUGGACCUGUGCCUCUCUCCAUUUCGGACCCCUCUAACCUCGUGGUCUUCAUCGUGGACGCAUCUGGCUAGGACAUUGGAAUCAUGGGUCGUUUCGGUCCCUUGGGAACGCUGCUGCUCGCAGCUGGGCUGAACGUCGAGCGAUGCCUCGGGCAACAGGGCACGCCAGCUGUGUACACGGACAGCGAAACUGGUAUCAUCUUCAACACUUGGACGGUCCCGGACAAGGCAGAUGGUGCUACCGGUGUGUCGGCCUGGGGUGGGCUGACCUUCGGUGUUGCACUACCUGAGAAUGCUCUCUCGGUCGAUGCUACCGAGUUCAUAGGAUACCUGAAAUGUGGCUCCAACGGCACGACCUGGAACUCCUAUUGCGGUGUAUCGUUCGGAGGGCCGAUGACAAACAGCCUGCUCCUUAUGGCCUGGCCGUACGAAGACGAAGUUUUGACGUCGUUCCGUUUCGCCAGUGGAUAUACUAGCCCCGAUCUCUAUACCGGCAAUGCCACGUUGACGCAAAUCUCAUCUACCAUCAAUGAAACACAUUAUAGUGUGAUUUUCAGAUGUCAGAAUUGUCUGGCGUGGGACCACGGUGGUGCCUCCGGCGCUGCAUCGACCAGCGGUGGCUCAUUAGUGCUAGGUUGGGCCGCUGCGCUUCGCGCACCGACGAACGCUGACUGCCCAGCCGAUAGUGUUGUUGCGUUCCACAACAAUGGCGAAAGUAUCUGGGGGGCUACUUUGAAUCAGCAGGCGGCGAAUCCGUCGUAUUCGAGAUGGGCCGAGCAAGCCACUGCUACGGUUACUGGGAACUGUGGGAGCACGACACCCACAUCGACCUCCUCCGCGACUGUCCCUACCGCUACCGCUACCGGUAUCCCGGUGCCAACCGGCACCUACGACUACGUCAUUGUCGGUGCGGGAGCCGGCGGGAUACCCAUAGCUGACAAGUUGAGCGAGGCGGGUAAGAGUGUUUUGCUCAUCGAAAAGGGACCCCCUUCCUCGGGACGAUGGGGAGGGACGCUGAAGCCGGAGUGGCUGGAGGGUACCAACUUGACUCGUUUCGAUGUCCCGGGCCUAUGCAAUGAGAUCUGGGUCAACUCGGCCGGCAUCGCGUGCACCGACACCGACCAGAUGGCCGGUUGCGUGCUCGGCGGAGGCACGGCCGUCAACGCCGGUCUGUGGUGGAAGCCCUACGCUCUGGACUGGGAUUACAAUUUCCCUGACGGAUGGAAAUCCAAGGAUAUGGCUUCGGCAACCAAUAGAGUGUUCUCUCGUAUUCCGGGAACAGACACUCCUUCGACGGACGGCAAGCGGUAUUACCAGGAGGGCUUCGAAGUCCUCGCUGGCGGCUUGCGAUCUGCAGGCUGGAGCGAAGUUACCGCUAAUAAUCUCCCCAACCAGAAGAAUCGCACCUUUGCUCAUUCGCCCUUCAUGUUUUCCGGCGGCGAGCGCGGUGGUCCCAUGGGCACUUACCUCGUUUCUUCUAGCCAGCGCACGAACUUCCAUUUAUGGUUAAACACGGGAGUGAAGAGGGUGAUUCGGGAUGGCGGGCACAUCACUGGUGUCGAGGUCGAGCCCUUCGGAGAGGGCGGCUAUACUGGUGUCGUCAACGUCACACCCGUUACCGGCCGCGUCGUCCUCUCUGCCGGUGCUUUCGGGUCGGCCAAGAUCUUGUUAAGGAGUGGAAUCGGGCCAAACGAUCAGCUUGAGGUCGUCCAGUCAUCCACGGAUGGUCCGACGAUGAUCACCAACAGUUCUUGGAUCAACCUGCCGGUUGGUUACAACCUAGAGGACCACACGAAUACUGACACCGUCGUUACGCACCCCGACGUCAAAUUCUACGACUUUUAUGAAGCUUGGGAUGACCCGAUCCCCGCCGACAAGGAUCAAUACCUAGGUUCUCGCUCGGGUAUCCUGGCUCAAGCAGCGCCAAAUAUCGGACCACUAUUCUGGGAUGAGAUCCAGGGCGCCGACGGCGUCGUCCGACAACUCCAGUGGACAGCUAGAGUUGAAGGGAGCGCCGGUACACCAAAUGGAUAUGCGAUGACCAUGAGCCAGUACCUCGGGCGGGGGGCCAAGUCAAGGGGCCGUAUGACGAUUACGAGGGCGUUGACAACUGUGGUGUCGACAGUGCCCUACUUACAUGAUCAGAACGACGUGGCGGCUGUUAUCCAGGGGAUCAAGAACGUCCAAGCAGCCUUGGCGAACGUCGAGGGUCUCGUUUGGACCUAUCCGCCGGCGAACGUAACUGUGGAAGAUUUCGUCAACGAUAUGCUCGUCUCGUACACCAACCGGCGCUCAAACCACUGGAUCGGUACCGCCAAGCUUGGCACGGACGACGGUCGGACAAACAGCGGUUCGGCGGUGGUAGACCUCGACACCAGGGUGUAUGGCACGGACAACCUGUUCGUCGUCGACGCGAGCAUCUUCCCGGGCCACAUCACGACGAACCCAGCCUCGUACAUCGUGAUCGCAGCUGAGCGCGCUUCGGAGAGGAUCCUGGCCUUGGCGCCACCCCAGGCCCAGCCGCAGUACGCGCAGUGCGGCGGAAAGCAGUGGACGGGCAGCUUCCAGUGCGCGGCGCCGUACACUUGCACGGCCCAGAACGAGUACUAUUCUCAGUGCGUCUGAUGAGAUAAUUGUG